UCUCACUUUAAAUCCUGAGUAGACAUCAAACCUGCUGGACAAAAGUAGCACAAUGCCUCGCUUUACUGUCCACGUAAGAGAUGAGUGGCUGACUGUGCCCUGUAAGGAUACGUCCUUCACUAUACAGUGGUUGGGCAUGGAGGCUCUCAAGCGCUAUGUCAAGAACAAGCCUGAUAAUGGAGGAUUCCCUAAUGUCAAAGAUGUGUGCUUUGUGGCCAGGAGGUGUCAGGGACAAGGACUGCUGGAUGCUGAUGAUACAAUAGAUGACGUCUUGGAAGACAAUGAUUUUGUUGAGCUUGAGAUCAAAGGUGACACCAUGUCUUCUGACUUUAUUCCCAGUCAACCUGGAAUGGCUUAUCUAACAAGGGCCUACAGAGAACCAGAGGAGCACCUUUUCCUAGAUGGCAACAGUCUGAACUCCACUGAUCUAGUCAACUUAGGAAGAGGCUUUUACAAGAUUAAGUUGACACCUGAGGCUGAGAAAAAAGUAGAGCAGUCCAGAGAACUUCUAGACACUAUAGUAAAAGAAAAACAAGUUGUGUAUGGAAUCACCACUGGAUUUGGGAAGUUUGCACGGACCGUCAUCCCAAUCAGCAAACUCAAGGAACUGCAGGAGAAUCUUAUCCGCUCACACUCAGCAGGUGUGGGCAGCCCUCUGAGCCCUGAGAGGACUCGCAUGUUGCUGGCCCUCAGAAUAAACGUCCUGGCUAAGGGAUACAGCGGGAUCUCUCUGGAGACCCUGCACAGUAUGAUACAAGCAUUCAAUGCGUCCUGUUUGUCUUAUGUUCCUGAGAAGGGAACAGUUGGUGCCAGUGGAGACCUUGCUCCUCUCUCACACUUAGCCUUGGGGCUGAUGGGAGAAGGGAAAAUGUGGUCACCUAGGAGUGGGUGGGCUGAUGCAAAAUAUGUUUUGGAAGCACAUGGACUAAAGCCUAUAUCACUGAAACCAAAAGAGGGUCUUGCGUUAAUUAAUGGGACACAAAUGAUCACCUCAAUGGGUGCAGAGGCUGUGGAGAGGGCAGAGUCCAUCGCCAGACAGGCCGAUAUCAUCGCUGCACUCACCCUGGAGGUCCUGAAGGGAACCACGAAAGCAUUUGACAGUGACAUCCAUGAGCUGCGCCCCCACCCUGGACAGAAAGAGGUGGCCUUGCGUUUCCGUGCUCUUCUGGACUCUGAUCACCACCCUUCUGAGAUUUCAGAAAGUCAUAGGUUUUGCGACCGUGUCCAAGAUGCUUACACCAUGCGUUGCUGUCCCCAGGUUCAUGGCAUCGUCAAUGAUACAAUUGCUUUUGUGAAAAAUAUCAUAAAUACGGAAAUUAACAGUGCUACAGACAAUCCUAUGGUCUUUGCAGAAAGGGGAGAGACCAUUUCAGGGGGAAACUUCCAUGGAGAGUAUCCAUCAAAGGCGCUGGAUUAUUUGUCCAUAGGAGUUCAUGAAUUGGCAUCCAUCAGCGAGAGGCGUAUCGAGCGCCUGUGUAACCCAUCUCUCAGUGAGCUACCCGCCUUCCUGGUUAAUGAAGGGGGCCUGAACUCAGGCUUUAUGAUUGCACACUGCACUGCAGCAGCUCUCGUUUCUGAAAAUAAGGUGCUGUGCCACCCCUCCUCAGUGGACUCACUAUCCACCAGUGCUGCCACUGAAGAUCAUGUGUCCAUGGGAGGCUGGGCAGCCAGAAAGGCUCUCAGAGUGAUUGAACAUGUGGAGCAAGUGUUGGCUAUUGAAAUGUUAGCAGCUUGUCAGGGUAUUGAGUUCCUCAGGCCACUCCAUACCACAACGCCUUUGGAGAAGGUGUAUGACCUUGUCCGCUCUGUGGUCAAGCCCUGGAUAAAAGAUAGGUUUAUGGCUGCAGAUAUUGAGACUGCCCAUCGGCUUCUGAUAGAGCAGAAGGUUUGGAAUGUUGCUAAGCCAUACAUCGAGAAGUACUGUGCAGAGCACUUCCCCGAAUCACGUCCAUCCUCCCCGACUGCAUUCUCUCUGGAAACGCCACAAUCUCCACAGAAACGUGUUCGGCUGGAGUGACAGAGAUGCACAGCGAAAAUGUCAUUCUUUACCCAAUGCCGAUAAAGGUCUUUAUUACCAUAUGUACCAAUGUGCUGUGGUUAAAUGGUCAUACUAGGUAUUAGGUCUCAGAUGUACAUUUCUUUCCCAUUGUAAACAAUAUAAUCAUUGUAAAAACAUUGUCUCCAUAUGCAUCAGACAGUUAAUAGUGCAUUUCAUUACUGCUGAUAUUUGACCUUUUGGAAACCAAAGCUGUCAAGUUCUAUAAACCGAAACAUUUAAAUAAAAUAUACAGUAUGUGCAUAUGUUUUAAAUUGCAAUAUAUUAAAAUGCAAAACUAUUUGGAAGAAAUGUUUGUUCAGUGUUUGAGACAGAGAAACAUUUUUAUUUUAUGCUAACAGAAAGGGAACCCUUACACAGAUGUGCAGAAAGUAAAGAGGUCAAAUUAUUCACUGUAACACCUUUAUUUGUACAUUUACAUUUAAAUUCUAAGUAAGUUUCUUAUCUUUCCCGUAGUGACUAACCUUUAAGAGCAACAACUCACCUAUGCAUAUAAAUUAACAACUUCUAAAAUUGCAGGGAAAAGGUGGUAAGAGAUUUAUCAUAUUUUUCCCCUUUUCCUGAACUGGACUAUAAUUCGGUUAACAUUGAGAAAGUAUAUUUCAAGAUAUCAAGUUAUUCCAGUCUAAAAAGAAGGAAACAAAUAGUAGUGCUAAUAAUGGAAACACAUUUUGUUCAUACAUUUUAUAAUA
This is a messenger RNA of Clarias gariepinus (North African catfish), 2748 nucleotides long. RefSeq names its product histidine ammonia-lyase (gene hal). The transcript is spliced from 20 exons. Gene Ontology annotation, molecular function: histidine ammonia-lyase activity. Gene Ontology annotation, biological process: L-histidine catabolic process. The record is from RefSeq and is a predicted model, not a curated record. The coding region runs from base 53 to 2017 and encodes 654 amino acids. Lineage: Eukaryota; Metazoa; Chordata; Actinopteri; Siluriformes; Clariidae. Gene Ontology annotation, cellular component: cytoplasm.